UUACAAAUUACCGGUGUAUCUUUGAAAUGUCGGGUAGUUCGCAACCCAAUACUGCAAAUGUUAAAGGACCAUCACAAACAGCCAGCGGUGCUAGUAGUACAAGAGGAAAUCGACAUAAACAAAGACAGAAGAAACAGAGAUUUGUUCAAAUAGGAAAUAUAGCUCUUAGUGUUAUAAAAGGGAACAUAAUACAACAAACGACUGACGUAUUAGUCAAUAGCGCAGUACCAGAUUUAGAUCUUAGUAAAGGGAGAGCAUCCAAAGCUUUGGUAGACGCUGCUGGAACAAGCAUACAAUCAGAAUGCACGAACCAGUAUCCGUCUGGUAUCAACUGUAAGACAGUGGCAAUAACUGGACCAGGCAAUCUCCAUUGUAAGGCAAUAUUUCAUGUGACAUUACCAAGAUGGAAAGCUCAGGGAGACGAAAAGAACAUAGAUUUCAUUGUACGUAACUGCUUGGAGGAAGCGAGCAAACAGAAAUUUACAUCGAUGUCGUUUCCUGCACUGGGAACAGGAUUCCUGAAAUACCCGCCAAGGACUGUUAUUGCUUCAAUGUUCCAAACUGUGGAAGAUUUUACUAAGAAGACUCCCAAUUCCACAGUCAAAGUUGUGAACUGUAUCGUUUAUACAGAGGACGAUGGUACAUAUAAGGAAUUUCAAGAAGAAGCAAUAGCAAAGGCGACUAGUAAAGGUCUCAAAGAAAUAGAUAUGGUAAACCAAAAUUCUCUGGAUGCAAAGAUUGGAAGCAUAAGUGUUAACAUUACAGUAGGGUCUAUCAUAACUGAAAAAGCUGACGUGAUUGUCAAUAGUUGUCCGUCUGAUAUGAGACUGGAUACAAGACCAGGAUUAUCAAAGGUUAUGUAUGAUGCUGCAGGAAAUGGAUUAAAGACGGAAAUUGACAAAAACUAUCCCAAUGGUAUAAAAGUCGGGGACCUUGCUGUGACUGGCGGCCAUUCACUGCAUUGUAAAAAACUCUAUCAUGGGUGCUUGACAUCUUUCUUUGCAAAGAGGGAAAGUGGGAUGCUUCCAGAGACGGUUCUAGAAAAUUUUGUGACGAAAUGCCUUGACGAAGCUAAUAAGUAUUCUGUCAAAAGCAUAGUCUUUCCAGCGCUGGGUACAGGAUUUCUGAAAUUUCCACCCAAAACUGCUGCUUCGAAUGUAAUAAAGGCUAUUAGAGACUUCCAGACGAAUAAUGCACAGUCAUCUGUUAAGACGGUUAAGAUUGUUAUUUUUGGUGGAACAAAUGAUUGGACCUCCAUUGAGCAGGCAUACGUAUCAGAAUUAAAUUCAACAGGACAAGGCCAAGGAGCCACUGCAUGUGCAGCUCCAGCGUCACAAACAAUACCAGGACGAGGAACAAGAGCCUACCUUGCUCAUAGAUAUCAAGAAGAACCAAGACCACCACCAUAUUGGACACACUUCAAAAGUAACCAAACUAUAAAGGACUGGAAUACUUCACAAAAAGGAAGUCACUGCAAAGUUACCAGUGUUGAUACAAAAACAUAUCAAUCGAUUGCAAAGGCUUUCAAGAGCACAGGAGGAUCAACCAUAGUGAAAAUAGAAAGAAUCGAGAAUAUAUUACUAUAUGAGAAGUAUAUUCAGGAGUGUCAAAGAACAUUUCGUAAGGCGUAUGUUACUCAACUUUGUACUCCCCUCCAAAAUGUGAAGAAAUCAUCAGGCCCUGGACUCACACUCAAAUACCUAGAUCAAGAAAUGACUAAACACUUACACGAGGAAAUCAAUGAGUUGUAUUUGUUUCACGGAACUAAAGUAAAUGCAGUUGAUGUUAUAAUACAACAGGGUCUAGACAGUCGGCUGGCGUCAUCGGGACUGUUAGGUACAGGAGUGUACACUGCCGAAACGGCAUCCAAAUCUGCAGGCUAUACAGAUCAAAAUAAAAAUGGAGAAAGUAAGAUGUUUCUGAUGAGAGUUUGUUUAGGAGAUAUUUUCAUUACAACUCAGAUGACGAAGUUCAGACGGCCACCAUGUAUGAAGUGCUACGAUGAAACUUGUAUUAAACAUCCAGAACUAUUUGAUUCAGUGGUUGCAGAAUUUGGUAGUAGAAGAGAAUUUGUAGUUUACGAUAGAGUCAAAUGUUAUCCUGAAUAUAUCAUAACAUACAAAUGA
Molecule: messenger RNA, 2126 nt
Organism: Mytilus trossulus (common blue mussel)
Lineage: Eukaryota; Metazoa; Mollusca; Bivalvia; Mytilida; Mytilidae
Product: protein mono-ADP-ribosyltransferase PARP14-like
Exons: 10
Coding region: 27-2126 (699 amino acids)
Biological process (GO): protein poly-ADP-ribosylation; negative regulation of gene expression
Cellular component (GO): nucleus; cytoplasm
Molecular function (GO): NAD+ poly-ADP-ribosyltransferase activity; NAD+-protein mono-ADP-ribosyltransferase activity; transcription corepressor activity
Source: RefSeq, a predicted model, not a curated record